Penaeus vannamei (Pacific white shrimp) is the source of this 6571-nucleotide messenger RNA. NCBI's taxonomy places the organism in Eukaryota, Metazoa, Arthropoda, Malacostraca, Decapoda, Penaeidae. The record is from RefSeq and is a predicted model, not a curated record.
CGACGGCGACAAACAUUCAGCGGCGACGCGAUCGGACGAGGUGGCGGUCGCCGGGUUCGCUGCCCUUCUUAUUUUUGUUGUUUGGUAGAAAAAUAAGAAAAAAAUCCAUUGAAAAAUUGUGUUUGUUAGUGCAGCGAGACGCCAGAGAUGCCCUCGGACGUGGAGGAAACGGAGUACAGAGAGGAGGAGGAGGAGCAAGGGGAAGGGGAGGAAGAAGAACAAGAUCAAGGUGAUUCAAAUGAAGAAGAACAAGAUGAAGAGUGGGGUGGAGGAAAGCGGAAACGAAAGAAAAGUAAAAAGAGAAAAUCGUCACGUGGUGAGCGAGGGCGGAAAAAACGAAAGAAGAAAGAUGAGAGUGAGAGUGAAGGUGAAUAUGAAGAAGAGGGUGGUCGUGUUGACUCAGACAAUCAAGAAGAGACCCCGAAAGGAAGGGGGCGUGGAAAGGGACGUGGGAGACCUCCUGCAACUCCCACAGCAACAGUACCAGAAUCAAGUGGAGGAGAUCAGAUGCCAACUGUUGCUGAGGUGUGUGAAAGCUUUGGUCUGAAUGAUGUCGAAUUGGAGUACACUGAUUCAGACUUUCAGAAUUUGACAACAUACAAGUUGUUCCAGCAACAUGUGCGUCCACUUCUGGCUAAGGAAAAUCCAAGGGUACCAGUGUCAAAGUUGAUGAUGUUGGUAGCUGCAAAGUGGCGUGAAUUCACGGCUCGCAAUCAGCAGCAGGAAGAGGAGGAGGAAGAUGAAAUUGUAGAAGAGGAGGAAGAAGAGGAACCAGAACCAGCACCGGUACAAAUAACACCCAAGGGUCGAGGACGCCCUAGAAAAGCCAAGGUAGAUGAAGAAGUUGAGGAAGAUUUUGAUGAUGAUAGUGAGGGCGUGGGUAAGAAGAAACGUGGCCGAAAACGCACUGCUACAGCUGAAGGAAAAAACAAAAAGGGUGGAAAAGUUCCAACUUUGAAGAUUAAGUUAGGGAAGAGGAAGAAGGACACCUCGGUGAGUCUGGAGGAUGAGUCAAGCCAAGACAGUGAUGCAGAGUUUGAGCAAAUGUUAGCUGAGGCAGAGGACAUGAAUAAGGCUGAAGAUGAGGCAGAACAGCAAAAUGCGCCCAAAAAGAAAGCCAAAACCAAGAUUGGCAACAAAAAUAAGCGUAAAAAACGUAUGAAGGCAAAGGAUGAGGAUGGAUAUGAAACAGAUCAUCAAUCUCCCCCAAAUCAGGAUUACUGCGAGGUAUGUCAGCAGGGUGGUGAGAUCAUCCUUUGUGACACUUGUCCUAAGGCUUACCAUCUGGUGUGUCUUGAACCAGAAUUGGAAGAGGCUCCUGAGGGCAAGUGGUCAUGCCCCACUUGUGAGUCAGAGGGAGUCAAGGAAGAAGAUGAACAUAUGGAGUACUGUAAAGUUUGUAAGGAUGGUGGUGAACUUCUUUGCUGUGAUUCAUGUGUGAAUGCCUACCAUACAUAUUGUUUGUCACCACCUUUGUUUGAAGUACCUGAAGGAGAAUGGACCUGUCAGCGCUGUGCUUGUGAACCUUUGCCAGGAAAAGUCCAGAAGAUCCUAUUCUGGAGAUAUGUUGACCCUCCAAAGCCACCAGAGAAUUGGAAGGAGAUUGUUGGAGACAAAUGGGAAAAAUAUCAGUUCAAACAGCUGCGAGAGUUUUUGGUGAAGUGGGUUGAUAUGUCAUACUGGCACUGCUCUUGGAUUUCUGAACUCAUGUUGGAUGUACAUCAUCCUCAGAUGUUGCGCUCAUACUUCAAAAAGUUUGAUCCAGAUGAGCCACCUGUACCUGGUAUGGAUGACGACGAUGAAGUAGGGUCACAAAGACGUGGCAAAAGCAUUGAUCCAAACUCCUUGGAAGAAAGAUAUUACAAAUAUGGAAUCAAGUCCACCUGGUUGAAAAUCCAUCGUGUGUUGAACCAUCGUUCUUUGCGGGAUGGAACCAUACAGUAUCUUGUGAAAUGGCGAGACUUACCCUAUGACCAAGCUACAUGGGAAGAUGAGGAUGAAGAGAUUAUUGGCUUAAAAACUGCAAUUGAGUUUUAUCAUGAUCUGAGAGCAGCAUGUAAUGCUGAUGCUGUUGGUAAGAGUAAGAAAGGAAAGAAGAAAGGCAAGGCAAGGGCACGAGAAUUGGGAGAGGAAGAUCGUGAGCCUUCUUCACCCCGGCGAUACACUCCUCCACCUGAUAAACCAGUAACGAACCUCAGUAAGAAGUGGGAGAAGCAGCCAGACUACCUGGAUAUGACUGGGCUCUCACUUCACGAGUAUCAGCUUGAGGGUGUUAAUUGGUUACGAUAUUCUUGGGGUCAGGGAACAGACACCAUCUUGGCUGAUGAGAUGGGUCUUGGAAAGACAAUUCAGACCAUUGCAUUUUUGUAUUCACUCUACAAAGAAGGACACUCUAAAGGUCCCUUCCUUGUAGCUGUCCCACUCUCCACCAUCAUUAAUUGGGAAAGAGAGUUUGAGAUGUGGGCCCCAGACUUCUAUGUUGUUACAUAUGUAGGUGACAGAGAAUCACGAUCUAUGAUUCGUGAGCAUGAAUUGUCAUUUGAGGAAGGAGCAGUGCGAAGUGCAUCAAAAGCCACACGUAUCCGUACAACAAAUGUAAAAUUCAAUGUACUUCUAACCUCCUAUGAGAUGAUAUCUAUGGAUCAAGCUUGCCUAGGAUCAUUAGAGUGGGCAUGCUUGGUUGUAGAUGAAGCUCACAGAUUGAAGAGUAACCAGUCUAAGUUCUUCCGUGUGCUGAACCAGUACAACAUCGUUUAUCGUCUGCUUUUAACUGGAACCCCACUUCAAAACAACCUGGAGGAACUUUUCCAUUUACUCAACUUCUUGUGUCCUGAAAAAUUCUCUGAUCUAUCAUCCUUCCAAAAUGAAUUUGAAGAUAUUGCAAAAGAAGAUCAGAUUAAAAAACUGCACGAUUUGCUUGGACCUCACAUGUUGAGAAGAUUGAAGACUGAUGUACUCAAGAACAUGCCAACCAAGUCAGAGUUCAUCAUUCGUGUGGAGUUAUCACCACUGCAGAAGAAAUACUACAAAUACAUUCUUACCCGUAAUUUUGAAGCCCUUAACUCAAGAGGAGGAGGCCAACAGGUUUCUUUGCUCAACAUUGUCAUGGAUCUGAAGAAGUGUUGCAACCAUCCAUACCUCUUCCCAGCAGCAGCAGAGGAGGCCCCUAAGCUGCCAAAUGGAAUGUAUGUAAGCAGAGACCUUGUGAAGGCCAGUGGCAAGUUCAUUCUCCUGGAGAGUAUGUUGGAGAAGCUCAAACGUGAUGGCCAUCGUGUGUUGAUUUUCUCCCAGAUGACAAGGAUGUUAGAUGUUUUGGAAGACUUCUGUGAGGGCAUGGGUUACAAAUAUGAAAGAAUUGAUGGUGGCAUCACUGGUCAAGCUCGUCAAGAAGCCAUUGAUAGAUUCAAUGCUCCAGGUGCCCAGCAGUUUAUUUUCUUAUUGUCUACUCGUGCUGGUGGUUUAGGUAUCAACUUGGCCACUGCAGAUACUGUCAUCAUCUAUGAUUCUGAUUGGAAUCCACAUAACGAUAUUCAAGCUUUCUCCAGAGCUCAUCGUAUUGGUCAGGCAAAUAAGGUGAUGAUUUACCGGUUUGUGACUCGUAACUCUGUUGAAGAAAGAGUCACACAGGUUGCUAAGAGAAAGAUGAUGUUGACUCACUUGGUUGUCCGUCCUGGAAUGGGAUCAAAAGCCACAAACUUCUCCAAACAAGAAUUGGAUGAUAUCUUGAGGUUUGGUACAGAAGAACUUUUCAAAGAAGAGGAAGGCAAAGAGGAUGAAGCUAUCCAUUAUGAUAACCAGGCUAUUGAGGAACUCCUUGACCGUACAAAGGAGGGUAUUGAACAGAAGGAGAACUGGGCUAAUGAGUAUCUCAGCUCUUUCAAGGUUGCUUCAUAUGUUACCAAAGAAGGGGAAGAGGAGGAAAUGGAAGAUGUUGAAGUUUUGAAGCAAGAAGCAGAUAAUACAGAUUCCCUUUACUGGGUGAAUCGACUUUUUGAUCAUGCCAUCACUUCAGAAAUUGAAUCAUACUCUAUAAGUUGAUCAGACUACAACUCUGACUUCUCCAUGCCAUCUGACAAUGAUAAUGAUGAUGAAUUUGAUGAAAAGAAUGAAACUGAAGGAGGCCGUAGAUCACGCCGUCGUGGUGACAGAGGUGACCGUGAUCGUCCAUUGCCGCCACUUCUUGCCCGAGUUGGAGGAAAUAUUGAAGUUCUGGGAUUCAAUGCCAGACAACGCAAGGCUUUCCUCAAUGCAGUUAUGCGUUAUGGAAUGCCUCCUCAAGAAGCUUUCAACUCUCAAUGGUUGGUACGAGACCUCCGAGGCAAGAGUGAGAAGUGCUUCAGAGCAUACACAUCUCUCUUCAUGCGCCAUUUGUGUGAGCCUGGUAAUGACAAUGCUGAAACAUUUGCUGAUGGAGUGCCUCGUGAAGGAUUAAGCAGACAACACGUUCUCACCAGAAUUGGAGUGAUGUCACUCAUUCGCAAAAAGAUUUCAGAGUUUGAGACAAUCAAUGGCCAUUACUCAAUGCCAGAAGCUCUAAAUAGGCCUGUUGAGCCAGCAGUAGUAGAUGGUGGCAAGAGCAAUGGUACUUCUGCUUCUGGCACACCAGCAACAAGUGUAACUCCAUCUCCUGCACCAUCUGUGAAGGGAGAAUCAGAAGACAAGGAAGAGGACAAAAAGGAAGAAGCUAAGAAAGAAGAAGACAAGAAGGCCGAAGAUAAAGAAAAGAAGGAUGAAAAGGAGACAGAAAAGGAAGAAGAAAAGAAGGAAGAGAAGGUAGAGAAGAAGGAGGAAGAGAAGACGGAAGGAGAAAAAGAAAAGAAGGAGGAACCUGCUGAAACACCAGAAGUAAAGGCAGAGGAAGAAGAAAAGAAAGAAACAGAACAAACUGAGAAGACUGAGAAGCCUGAAGAGGAGAAGAAAGAGGAGCCAGAGAAGAUGGAAGUAGAAGAGACCAAGAAGGAAGAAGAGAAGAAAGAGGAAGUGAAAAUGGAAACUGAAGAAAAAGAACAGAAGGAAGGAGAACAAAAGACUGAAGAAAAGGAAGAGGCUGAGGUCAAGACUGAAAAGGUUGAAAAGACAGAGGAUGAUAAGGAGACUGAAAAGAAGGAAGAAGUCAAGAAAGAAGAGGAAGAGAAGGAGGAGGAGAAAGACAAAGAGAAAGAAAAGGAGAAGGAAGGAGAUAAAGACAAAGAAAAGGACAAAGAUAAGAAGGAGGAGGAUGAUAAGAAGGAUUCCAAGAAGAAGGAUGUGGAUUCCGUGGCAAAGAGAAAGUUCAUGUUCAAUAUUGCUGACGGUGGAUUCACUGAGCUGCACACACUGUGGCAAAAUGAGGAGAAGGCAGCUGUUCCUGGCCGCGAGUAUGAGAUUUGGCACCGCAGGCAUGAUUAUUGGCUGCUUGCUGGCAUUGUUACCCAUGGGUAUGGAAGGUGGCAAGACAUCCAGAAUGAUGUCAGGUUUGCCAUCAUCAAUGAGCCAUUCAAGAUGGAUGUGGGCAAGGGUAAUUUCUUGGAAAUUAAAAACAAAUUCCUUGCCAGAAGGUUCAAGCUGUUAGAGCAAGCACUGGUCAUUGAGGAACAGCUGCGUCGUGCAGCAUUCCUUAACUUACAACAGGAUCCCCAUCAUCCUGCUUGCACCUUGAAUGCUCGUUUCGCUGAAGUGGAAUGUCUGGCCGAAUCACACCAGCACCUCAGCAAGGAGUCCCUGGCUGGAAAUAAGCCAGCUAAUGCAGUGCUAAAUAAGGUGCUGAACCAGCUUGAGGAGCUGCUGUCAGACAUGAAAUCUGAUGUCACACGGUUACCUGCUUCCCUUGCCCGUAUUCCCCCUGUGGCCCAGCGUCUCCAAAUGUCUGAGCGUUCUAUCCUAUCUCGCCUGGCCUCAGGCGCGGGUAAUGUGGACAAAAGCGCUCAAGGAGCAGGUCAAAUUUCUACCACAUUCCCUGGUGGCUUCACUCCUACUGGUGCGCUGCCAACCCUGGGUAACGCCAACUUUGCUAACUUCCGACCCCAAUAUUCACUACCGGGAGCUGCUACAGGACCAGGUGUGCCAUCUGUGCAGGUGAGCAGCCUCCAGAGCCUGGGUGCAAGCCUUCACAUGCUUGCUGCCUCCAACCCUCUCCUGGACCCACACUUGAGCAUGCAGCAGCCCCCGACCUCCCAUAGUGGGGCAAUAUCUGCUGCCACUCGAGCAUCUCUUCUUCUUCACCAACAGCAACAGCAGCAACUCCAGCAGCAUUCAGGAGAUACAAAAAAUCUGAUAUACUUGGAUUAGAACCAAACAUGGGAUCGAUGACUUGUACCACAACCAGAUUUUAUUUUUAUUUGACUUAUAUUUUGUUUUAUUUAUUUAUUUUGACCCUCCACCUAGAAAUGUGCAGUCAGUUUAGUCAUUCCGAGAGAUUUAGGCAGAUUUAUUUGAAUUUAUGUAAUCUCAUUGAUGUAUAAGAUACCUGUGGUAGAUUUCCUAAGUGAUCUCAAAGGUCUUUGUAUCCACAAGAUCUAGUUCUUACUUUAAAGGCUUAAUGUAAGAUUUUUAUGUAAUGUCAACUAAAUGGUAACAUAAAAUACCAUUAGAA